AUCCUUUUCCCCCUUUUCAUUUUUUGUUUGAAGGUUGGAAAAUACGGUAAAUCAAAGACGUGAAAGUCGGCCUAAUUCGUGAGGUUACUUGGCAGUGCUGAGUUAAGAAAAUGGCUCAGACAGGCAUUCUUCUUCUUACUGCUCCGUUAAAUCAGCUCCGUCAACGCAUUCAGAUCAUCCUAUCUAGUGCAGCAAAGAGCAUACAACGAGUCCUGUAUGUCCAAAUUCAACCUGGACUAGAAAUCACAGAGAAUGGUUCCUCUCUGCCGUUCCCUGUCUCAAAGGAGCUUGCCAGUUUCAUCACACAGGUUUACUCCUACUCUGGGAACUCACACCAUUCUCUUGAUGUCAGGAUCUUACUCAGUAAUAUCUCAAGCAACUUGGCCGUCACUCCUUCAGUACCGAGCCGCCCUCAGCUUCUCAGCUCGUCCCCCCAGCUGGUGAUGACAGAUAGUCUUCUGCCAUCAGAUCAGAUUCUGAGACAUCUAUCACAAUGGAUCGUUAUACCGCCAGAACCUCCAGUGGAAAAACUCUUUACCUCACCUUCUACUGAUGAGACAAGUUCCAACACAGCUGGAUCAACUGCAAGACUGGCCACAUCCUCAGGGACAGAAGCAACAAUGGCAAUACAAGGUCAAGGAGACAGUGUUUUCAAGACGUACCGCCAUGUUUGUCUUGGUGGAACCUUCGACAGGCUGCAUGCAGGCCACAAGAUACUGUUAUCGGAGUCAGCGUUAAGGGCAACAGAGAAGAUCACAGUUGGGGUUACCGAUGGUCCGAUGCUUGAAAAGAAAACCUUAAUGGAGCUUAUCCUACCUCUCAAACAACGUUUGGAAGAUGUCACUGGUUUCAUCAAAGAUGUGAAGCCUUGUUUACUACACAGUGAAGCAGUCGUACCAAUCACAGAUCCAUACGGUCCUAGUAUCACGGUCCCUGAUAUAGAAUGCAUUGUUGUUAGUGAGGAAACUAGGAAGGGAGGAGACAGUGUCAAUAAACGUAGGGUUGAAAAGAAUAUGUCUGAACUUGCCAUCCAUUCAAUUGAUAUUGUACCAGACCAGAACCAUGCUGAACACGAAGAAGCCAAAGUUAGUUCAUCUUCCACCAGAGCUAGACUGCUUGGCAAGCUACUAAAACCAACAAAGAUCGUAGGGGAGAAACCCAUUCCAUACAUCAUUGGUCUAACUGGUGGUAUUGCCAGUGGGAAGUCAUCGGUGUGUAGAAGACUUGAGGGCCUUGGUGCAGCCAUCAUAGACUGUGAUAAAUUAGGUCAUCGAGCUUACGAGCCAGGGACACUAGCACAUCAACAGAUCAUUGAAGAGUUUGGACAAGAUGUACUUGGUGAAGAUGGUAGAAUAAACAGAGCAGUACUUGGACCAAAAGUAUUCUCUAACCCUGCUAGACUACAGGCUCUUAAUAAAAUAGUUUGGCCCUCAAUCCAAAGACUAGCUCAAACUCAGAUUGAUGAGUAUACUACACAGGGUAAAUCAAUAUGCAUUCUAGAUGCUGCAGUACUAUUAGAAGCAGACUGGGAUCAAUUCACUCAUGAAGUAUGGACAUGUAUUAUUCCAAAGACAGAGGCAGUACAGCGGAUCAUGGAUCGGGAUGGUCUGGUUGAAGAGCGGGCUCUACAGAGGAUAGAAUCUCAGAUGACCAAUGAAGAAAGAAUCGCUAGGAGCAAUGUAGUCCUAUGUACUAUCUGGGAACCAGAAAUCACACAGAAACAGGUUGAGAGAGCUUGGUCGGGUCUCCAGUCACGUAUUCAGGAAUCUAGUAAACCUGAGCAACCUAAGCUAUGAAACAAGCCUUUUUAAACUCCUUCUGUAGAGCUGAGGUUAAAGAAAGUUUCAUCCUUACUUUAGGGGAGCUCCUUUUAUCAAGGGACCAAAGAGGGUAAACAAUUGAUGUGGAAACGAAUGAAGGAAACUCAACAAUGUUCAUGAUGUAACAAGGUAAUAUUUGUGGUUCAAACUCUUGAUGAAGAUGAUGAUAUUUUAGAUCAUGUUAACAUUCAAAGGUGCAGACUGGGUCAGAGGCAACUUCUUUAACAUUCAAAGGUCUGAUUGGAAUUAUCGGAAAUUUCUCUGUUGUAAUACUACUAAAAUCUGUUUAUUGCACCCAACAUCUCACUUAAACACAGUUAAGGCCGCAUAAUUUGACUUUCUGCAUAAAUCGCCAUAGUCAAGCCAAUUUUACAGACCUGGAUCUCAUAACACAAAGGUUAGGAAUUAAUAGUACACUUGAUUUUCACGAUUAAUUGUACAUUUUAGUCAGUGGAAUCGAUCGUAGAAAAAUGUUCUACGAUCAUUACUAAGAUUUGUGGGUAACUUUGCCAAUUCGUCCACUCACCACAUGGUCUACCUUCAUUUUGUCUAAUGCCAUUCUGUCCAUCAACAUUUCGUCUA
Molecule: messenger RNA, 2402 nt
Organism: Lytechinus variegatus (green sea urchin)
Lineage: Eukaryota; Metazoa; Echinodermata; Echinoidea; Temnopleuroida; Toxopneustidae
Product: bifunctional coenzyme A synthase-like
Exons: 10
Coding region: 111-1796 (561 amino acids)
Biological process (GO): coenzyme A biosynthetic process
Molecular function (GO): ATP binding; dephospho-CoA kinase activity; pantetheine-phosphate adenylyltransferase activity
Source: RefSeq, a predicted model, not a curated record